This is a messenger RNA of Heterobasidion irregulare TC 32-1, 1242 nucleotides long. It is a transcript of the gene akr2, whose product is annotated as aldo-keto reductase 2. The transcript is spliced from 13 exons. The coding region runs from base 18 to 1064 and encodes 348 amino acids. Lineage: Eukaryota; Fungi; Basidiomycota; Agaricomycetes; Russulales; Bondarzewiaceae. The record is from RefSeq and is a predicted model, not a curated record.
CCGGGCCUGUCUAUCCUAUGGCUGCCACUGUCCCCACCCGCAUGCCCUACGUCCGCCUCGGGAAGUCCGGGCUCAAGGUCUCUAAGAUCAUCCUGGGAUGUAUGUCCUAUGGUAGUCCGGAGUGGCAGCCUUGGCUUCUCGGCGAAGAGGAGGGUAUUAAGCACAUCAAAUUCGCAUACGAUGCAGGUAUCCAAACGUUUGAUACUGCGAACGUUUACUCGAACGGCCUCUCAGAAGUAAUUCUUGGCAAGGCUAUCAAACAACAUAAUCUACCCCGCGAUGAGAUCGUCGUGAUGACCAAGUUGUUCGGUACCGUCGGCCGUACCCCUGGAGAACGAUACCAAACUCUCGAUGCUGCUCAUCAGAAGGGAUAUGUAAACCAACAAGGUCUGAACAGGAAGCACAUCUUCGAGUCUGUCAAGCACAGCCUCGAUCGACUUCAACUCGAUUACAUCGACUUAUUACAAUGUCAUAGGUUCGACCCUAACACGCCGAUAGAGGAGACGAUGCAAGCCCUGCACGACGUCGUACAGGCCGGAUGGGUUCGCUACAUUGGCAUGAGCUCUUGCUGGGCAUGGCAGUUCCAGAUGAUGCAGAACUAUGCAAUCACGCACAACCUCACGCCCUUCGUCUCGAUGCAAAAUCACUAUAACAUUGCCUACCGCGAGGAAGAGCGCGAGAUGUUGCCCAUGUUGAAACAUCUCGGUGUGGGUGUUAUCCCGUGGUCUCCUCUUGCGCGGGGAACUACAACGCGUCCUCUCGCGGACACCACUGACAGGGCUAAGACUGAUCCCUGGCAUGACUUCUACCUUCAGGAUGGCUCAGGUGGCAAAGAGAUCGUGAACCGGAUCGAAGAAUUAUCAAAGAAACACGGCGCCAGUAUGGCUCAAAUAUCGUUGGCGUGGAUCCUUAGCAAAGACACUGUCACAGCGCCCAUCAUCGGGACCACCUCCUUGGAAAAAUUGAAGGACUUGCUAGGUGCACUCGACGUGAAGCUUUCGGAAGAAGACAUCAAGUACUUGGAGGCUGCCUAUAAGACCGUCAGCGUCUUUGGGCACGCUUAAUUUCUAGGCUUUUGAAUGGGCACGGAACCUGUCGAUAGGGAUUCACUGUUGUGAGAUCUUGACAUGACGGUAGAACCGGAGAGUGAGUGACUCUCCAAGGUGUUGUACGAUCAGCUAUUAUCAUGUGUAUAUGCGAUGAAUAUGACAAUGCAUUCGAAAGAUGGCGUAUGGGCACAGG